Molecule: messenger RNA, 729 nt
Organism: Candidula unifasciata
Lineage: Eukaryota; Metazoa; Mollusca; Gastropoda; Stylommatophora; Geomitridae
Source: the annotation of a GenBank genome assembly
AUGUCAGAACUUGGAGACCGUGCCAACUCCCCAAUGCCAGGUGUGGGCAGCAGCAAUGGAGGAGCUGACUAUGAUUACCUCAUCAAGUUUUUAGCUCUGGGUGACUCUGGCGUGGGCAAGACCAGCUUCUUGUAUCAGUACACUGACAGUGUCUUCAAUGGCAAGUUUAUCUCAACUGUAGGCAUUGAUUUCCGGGAGAAACGAGUGGUUCACCGCUCACCUGGCAUAGAUGGAUCAGUGGGUCGCAGUCACAGAGUCCACCUUCAGCUAUGGGACACAGCUGGCCAGGAGAGGUUCCGUAGUCUGACCACAGCAUUCUUCCGCGAUGCCAUGGGCUUCCUUCUCCUGUUUGACUUGACCAAUGAGGAGUCAUUCCUCAACACCAGGAACUGGCUCAGCCAGCUGCAGACACAUGCCUACUGUGAGAACCCAGAUGUAGUUCUGUGUGGGAACAAGGCAGACCUGGAAGACAAGAGAUGUGUAUCAGAGGAUAAAGCUAGAGACCUGGCCCAGAAGUGUGGGCUGCCAUACUUUGAGACCAGCGCAGCCACUGGUCAGAAUGUGGCUAAAGCCGUGGACUGUCUCUUGGACAUGGUGAUGACCAGGAUGGAGGUCUGUGUGGACCAGUCACAGACCUCCAGUAGAUCUGAUGCAUCCAGGUCCAGGACUCCACUGCACCACUCGCACCAAAACCACCAGCAGAACAGUGGCCAUGGAUGUGCCUGCUAG